This is a messenger RNA of Triticum aestivum (bread wheat), 2479 nucleotides long. Its product is annotated as U-box domain-containing protein 11. The transcript has 4 exons. Gene Ontology annotation, molecular function: ubiquitin-protein transferase activity; protein binding. Lineage: Eukaryota; Viridiplantae; Streptophyta; Magnoliopsida; Poales; Poaceae. Gene Ontology annotation, biological process: protein ubiquitination. The record is from RefSeq and is a predicted model, not a curated record. The coding region runs from base 384 to 2309 and encodes 641 amino acids.
GGGAAUCUCUCCUCCUCUCCUCACGCGAACGGCAGCCAGUGGCCACCCCACCCCCAGCUCACCUCCCCUCCCCUCCCCUCCCGCACGGUCUGCACCUGCACCUCACCGGAGCCUCGCUCCUCCCCAGCUAGCUAGCUGCCGCCAACCCGAGCCCAGCCCCGCAUUUCAUUAACCCACAGCCCACCAUCGUCGUCGCCAUCAUCACCCCUUUCCUUCCCCGAGCCCCCUCGCACCACGCGGCUGGCUGCGCCUGCGCGGGCGCUCCUCCCUACAUUACUGCCGACGUUGACAUUGCAGAUUGGCAUGCCCCCUCCCCCCUCCGCUUCCCCACCGCCACCGUCACCGCUUCCGCUUCCCGCGGAGUCCUGACCCGGGGCGUCGCGAUGGCGGCGACGGCCGGGGCGGCGGCGGAGAUCGUGCGGGAGAUCGCGGCCGUGGGCGCCGCCGACCUGGCCGCCGCGCCGGAGCCGCUGCGGGCCGACUGCCUCCGCCUCGCGCGGAAGGUGUCACUGCUCACGCACCUCGUGGCCGAGGUGGCCGAGGCGGCGGGGGAGGACGGCGCGGCGGGGCCCGAGGCGGCGGCGUGGGUGGCCGACCUGCUCCGGGCGCUCCAGGCCGCCAGGAGGUUCGUCGCGCUCGGCCGCGUGCCGGCAGUCGACACGGGGGCCGCGGAUCAGGAUGUCAACGACAAGAAUAUUGCUGUUCAGUUCAAGUAUGUGACUUGGCAGUUGCAAGCAGCUCUAACAAAUCUACCGCAUAGUUGUUUUCAAAUAUCUGAUGAAGUUCAAGAAGAGGUUGAUUUAGUGCGGGGUCAGCUUAAAAGAGAAAUGGAGAAGAAGGGAGCCCUUGAUCUAAAUAUUUUUUCAAAAAUUCAUGAUAUCUUAGCUCAUCAUGUUGAUAAUGUUGGAUCACAAUCUGAAGAACCACACAGCCAGCGAGAGACAUUGUCGUUGGAAAACUUGAGCAGUGAUCAUCUGGAGUUGCAACAUGUUGCUUUACUAAUUUCAGAAAUAAGCGGGAUAUCUAAAUCUGACAUUAAAAAAAUAACGUCUGAGCUAAUUGAAGGGCUUGAAAACGCUACAGUUGCUGAUUCUGCAAAACCAACAAAUGGUGAUAACCAAACAAGUGAUGAAGCAAAAGACUCACCUGACAAUGUUAAGAAGCCUGACACUGUAGCUAUGCCUGAAGAUUUCCGUUGCCCAAUAUCUCUUGAGCUGAUGAGAGAUCCUGUCAUUGUGUCAACAGGGCAGACAUAUGAGCGUGCUUUCAUUCAAAGGUGGAUUGAUGGUGGAAACCGGACGUGCCCAAAAACUCAACAGAAGCUCCUAAACCUUACAUUAACCCCAAACUAUGUACUGAGAAGUUUGAUAUUGCAAUGGUGUGAGGAAAAAGGGAUCGAACCACCUACAAGAUCGAAAUAUGAAGGUUCUUCCAUAGAGGUCGGUGAGGACAGAUUGGCAAUUGAAGCAUUAGUUCGCAAUCUUUCUUGCAGCUCAUUGGAUGAACGGAAAUCUGCUGCUGCUGAAAUAAGAUCCUUGGCCAAAAAAAGUACAGACAACCGCAUGCUUCUAGCAGAGUCCGGUGCCAUUCCUGCUCUAGUGAAACUUUUGUCCUCAAAAGACCCAAAAACCCAGGAACACGCAGUUACAUCUCUUUUGAAUCUCUCCAUAUAUGAUCAAAACAAGGAACUGAUAGUGGUCGGUGGUGCCAUUGUCCCAAUCAUACAAGUGCUUAGGACGGGUAGCAUGGAGGCAAGAGAAAAUGCAGCUGCAGCUAUUUUCAGCCUGUCACUAAUCGAUGAUAACAAGAUAAUGAUAGGAAGCACCCCCGGGGCGAUUGAAGCAUUGGUUGAGCUGCUGAAGAGUGGUAGUUCAAGAGGUAGAAAAGAUGCAGCAACAGCACUGUUCAAUCUAUGCAUAUACCAGGCAAACAAGGUCCGCGCGGUCCGGGCAGGAAUAUUGUCGCCACUGGUUCAGAUGCUGCAAGAUUCAUCUAGCGCCGGAGCCACCGACGAGGCGCUCACAAUCCUGUCGGUUCUCGUGAGUCACCACGAGUGCAAAACGGCGAUAGCCAAGGCUCACACCAUCCCCUUCUUGAUCGAUUUGUUAAGAUCAAGCCAGGCCCGCAACAAGGAGAAUGCCGCUGCCAUUUUACUUGCACUCUGCAAGAAGGAUGCCCAGAAUCUCGCUUGCAUAGGGAGGCUGGGUGCUCAAAUACCAUUAACGGAGCUGUCCAAGACCGGCUCGGACAGAGCCAAGCGCAAGGCGACCUCUCUCCUGGAGCAUCUCAGUAAGUUGCAGGUGCUCUAGCCUGCUCGCCCGUCGCAUACCAUUUUUCACGUGUGCGUCUGUUAUACAUACGGGAAGUUGUAAACUCAUCUGUUAUUCAGUGUGAAAGUAGUGGGCUGGUGUGGAGGUUUCAGACACCCUCAGAUGUGUUCAUUGAUGGCUACAAUAAAAAGGGUCGGUGUUGCUGAAUC